CCCCCGCUGCGGUCUUGCGCGCUUUUUUUUCCCCCCUCCCUGCCCCCUCUCGAGUCCUCUUCGGGCCUGCCCCUGAUCGCCUGGGCUCGCCGCGCCGUCGCCUGCCGCUGUCGUCGGGAGGAAAGAUGAAUGGGAGGGCUGAUUUUCAAGAGCCGAAUGCAGAAGUUCCAAGACCAAUUCCUUACAUAGGGGCUGAUUACAUUCCAACAGAGGAAGAAAGAAGAGUCUUCGCAGAAUGCAAUGAUGAAAGCUUUUGGUUCAGAUCUGUGCCUUUGGCUGCAACAAGUAUGUUGAUUACUCAAGGGUUAAUUAGUAAAGGUAAAUAUUUUAACUUUGAAUUGCAUUAUUCCCGAAAGUCAAAAUAUGACUCAAAUGUGAGUGAUCAAUCCUCUUUUGUGACAUCCCCAGCAGCAGACAACAUAGAAAGAGAAAUGCCACCUCAUUAUGAGCCAAUUCCAUUCAGUGCUUCUAUGAAUGAAUCUGCUCCCACUGGUAUUACUGAUCAUAUUGCCCAAGGUAGAAACUUCUCUUGAAAUGAAUUUCAGCAUUUUAUGGUCCAGAGUAUGUAUAAACUUUAUUUGAUGACCUUUUCUGCUGGAUAUCACCUGUAUGUUCCACCAUCAGCUGUCAGCCUAGACUCGUCCAUCAGCCUAAACUGAGCAUGUUUGUUCAUUUUGUUCAUUUGUUUCUUCCUUCAUUCAUUCAACUUUUCUUGAGGACAAGUAGGUGUCAGGCACUCUUGCUAAGUAUGGAAGACAUAAAGAUAAAUUAGACUUGGUUUUUGUCCCUGAAAAACUCUCAGUCUGUUAGCAGACACAGAAAUAUAAGGAUAAAUUACUAAUAUGUCCCAGUAAUUGAAAAUACUCACACAGGUGGAAUUAGUGAAGAAGAAAUGAUAAAUUAUGUCUCAGGGAGUAGAGCUUCAAGAUGGCUUUUUUACAGUGGUUACAUUUGAUAGGCUGGUUUUAAAGGCUUUUCAGCUUCCUUGUCUGUAAUGUGAGAAAUAAUACUUACCUGCCUUACAGUGAGAAAAUUCCUGUGAUAAUGCUUUGUGAAAUUUGUGUAAAUACUAACUUUGAAGAUCAUACAUGUAAGUGAAACAACAUCAAUUUUGGAUUAAGUCCUGGAUUUGAAUCAUGAUUGGCAUUUGCUAACUAUGGGACCGUGGGCAAGUAACUGUACUUUGUAAUCUUUUUAGUUUCUUGAUCUCUUCAAUGGAAAUGAUAAUCUCUGUCUUAAAGAACUGUUGGAAUUAGAUGAAAUCAUCAGCGGCAAAACCCAGCAAGUAAUAGACUUUUUUAACAAACAUUUGUCUCUUUCCUUCUUCAGUCUAGUUUGCAGUGAAAGUUGAGGAAUUAGAAAUAGGAAGUACAAGUCUACAAUUCCUUAUCAACUCCUAAAAUCUAGAAAGCUUUGAAAACCAAAAGUUUUGUUCUGUUUUUAAUAAUUAAUUAAACUAGUGAUAAAAUCUGACCUGAACUUGUUUGGCAGCAAACCCUGACCUAAACUGACAUAAGUUAUAUAAAUAUAGUCUUUAUU
This is a messenger RNA of Propithecus coquereli (Coquerel's sifaka), 1539 nucleotides long. It is a transcript of the gene OCIAD1, whose product is annotated as OCIA domain containing 1. The record is from RefSeq and is a predicted model, not a curated record. NCBI's taxonomy places the organism in Eukaryota, Metazoa, Chordata, Mammalia, Primates, Indriidae. The transcript has 5 exons. Gene Ontology annotation, cellular component: endosome. The coding region runs from base 126 to 533 and encodes 135 amino acids.